Ylistrum balloti is the source of this 1041-nucleotide messenger RNA. Its product is annotated as tigger transposable element-derived protein 4-like. The record is from RefSeq and is a predicted model, not a curated record. Gene Ontology annotation, cellular component: nucleus. Gene Ontology annotation, molecular function: DNA binding. The transcript has a single exon. The coding region runs from base 1 to 1041 and encodes 346 amino acids. NCBI's taxonomy places the organism in Eukaryota, Metazoa, Mollusca, Bivalvia, Pectinida, Pectinidae.
AUGAAUCUGCAGACCUACGAAAUUAAGUACCAAGCCAUUAUUGACAUUGAGAAUGGGAUUAAAAAUAAAGCUGUUGCCAACAAGUACGGGGUACCACAAAACACACUAUCUACCUGGGUUAAGAAUAAGGUUUCAAUAAAAGAAAAAUUUCUUGCUGCUGAUAUCGGGUCAUCUAGAAAAAGAGAUAAAAAAGCAAAAUUUCCAGAAUUAGAAAACGCACUCAUUAAAUGGUUCGCCCAGGUACGAUCUCAGAAUAUUCCACUAUCUGGGGAAGUAGUAAAACUUAAAGCAAAAGAGUUUGCUACCAAAUUAGGCCUAUCUGACUUUGAAUCAUCUACAGGCUGGUUAGACCGCUUUAAAGAAAGAAAUAAUCUUUCAUUUAAGAAAGUCUGUGGGGAAUCAAAAUCUGUUGAUUCCCAAUCCAAUCAAAUGCUUGAUUGGCAGACUAAAUUGAAGUCUAUUCUUCAAGAAUAUCAGCCCUGUGAUAUUUACAAUGCCGAUGAAACCGGUAUUUUUUUCCGGCUUCUACCCGAUAAGACACUUGAGUUUAAAGAUGUAAAGUGUCACGGGGGGAAAUUGAGCAAAGACAAAUUGACUGUGAUGGUCUGCUCUAACAUGUCGGGCACUGAUAAACUCCCACUAUUAGUCAUUGGCAAGUCUAAAAACCCCCGAUGCUUUAAGAACAUUAAGCAUAUCCCGGUUCAAUACGAAUCGAAUAAAACUGCAUGGGUAACUAGUGAUUUAUUCACUACAUGGGUGAAUCAAUUAGACAGAAAAAUGUCUACUAAAAAACGCAAUAUCAUGCUCAUUGUAGACAACUGUCCAGCCCACCCACAGUUAAUGGGUUUGAAAUCCGUCAAGCUAGUAUUUCUACCACCAAACACUACCUCCCACACCCAACCAAUGGACCAGGGCGUUAUCCGUAACCUGAAAACCCACUACAGAAAGCUGGCCAUCCAACGAAAGCUCCGGGCCAUAGACACUUCGACAGACGUAACCAUCACAGUCCUGGAUGCCAGUGUGACGAUUUUAUUCAGUUAG